AUGUUCGACGGAUUAGAUGAAAGUAAUAGCUUAGAAAGUAAAACAGCAGGUGAUACGCCAGAUUUUGAAGUUCAAUUAAUACCAUCGUGGAUCAUUUUUACAGCUAUUGAUAAUUAUCAAAUUCCUCAAUAUACUUCCUUCAAGAUAAAAAAUAGUGAUCCAAUACCCAUCGUAUAUCGUAUACGAACGCGAGAACGCUCAUUUCCUCGUUUUUCUAAAUGUCAUGGAUAUUUGGAACCAAAUGAGGAAGAUGAAGUAUACAUAUUGAUACCUACCUCAGAUUUUUGGCCUCGUGAUCCCGCUGAAUAUGCUGGUCGUCGUCAUAAAGUGGUUGUCGAGAAUUUAACCGUUCCUAUGAAUACAUGUAAACCGAAGAAUAAAAAUGAAGCUAGUGCAACUUCAACGAUGAUAUUCAAAGCAACACCACCAUUGACACGAAUGUAUACCAAGCUUAAUAUAUUAUUGCCGAAAAUAGUAGAUAAUAAUAGUUCGGAAACAAGUACCGAAACAUAA
Molecule: messenger RNA, 513 nt
Organism: Brugia malayi
Lineage: Eukaryota; Metazoa; Nematoda; Chromadorea; Rhabditida; Onchocercidae
Gene: Bma-dct-9
Exons: 3
Coding region: 1-513 (170 amino acids)
Source: RefSeq, a predicted model, not a curated record